Molecule: messenger RNA, 931 nt
Organism: Styela clava
Lineage: Eukaryota; Metazoa; Chordata; Ascidiacea; Stolidobranchia; Styelidae
Source: RefSeq, a predicted model, not a curated record
UCAAGGUAUCCGCGCCAACUUUGGGAUGGGUCGGAAUUGGAUUUUCAGAGACAAAAACGAUGCAAAAAGCAGAUCUCAUCAUAAUGGGCAUAAAGGAUGAAAAACCGUACGCCUGGGAUGCAUACUCUGAAAUGACGGGAAUGGUGCGAAUAGAUUUCAAUCAAGAUGUGACAAUACUUGACAGCGCUGAAAAUGGAAUAACCUACAUGAAAAUUAAACGACCACUCAAAUCUAAAGAAACAACAAAAGACAACGAUAUAUUUAAAGGAGACAAUAACUUUCUUUGGGCUUUUGGUGAUAAAGACAAAACAGAAGAAAUAUUAUGUGAAGAUUAUCAUUGGACGAACAGAGGUUGUCGAUUAUUGAACACUCUUGGAAUAAAACCAGAAACGGAUGGUAAAAACGCGUCACGUUUGACAGCAACCACGCCCGCUACUACGCCACCAACCAUCCCCGUAUCGAAAGCAAUUAUAGAUGAAGUGCAUCUUGGUGUGAUCGAUGAAAAUUUUCCUUAUAGUGUUUGGCUUGAUGCAGAAGAAACUGUGCAACUAAAAUGGAAUUUUGACGAGGAGAAUAUAUCAUUGCAAUUUAUUGCUCCUACAACGGGUUGGAUAGAAAUAGGUUUCUCGCAGACAUCUUCUAUGUCCGGAUUUAAUUAUCGCAGGAAAGUUGAACAGCGAAACCUACGUAUUGAACUGUCACUCGGAUAAAAAUGGCAUACCUGAUGUUGACGAACAGCAGGAUGUUAAAUUGCUUGAAAGUUGGGAGAAUGGAACACACACCAUGGCAACCGUUAUCAGGAAACGAGUCACGUGUGAUAAUGAUGACAAGAACAUAUGUGAAGGAACUUAUCGAGUAAUUUGGGCGUAUGGUGGAAACGAUAUUGUUAGAAUGCAGCCAGGCCAGUCUAAUUAUCAUAUGAGAAACAGAG